Didymodactylos carnosus is the source of this 621-nucleotide messenger RNA. The record is from the annotation of a GenBank genome assembly. Lineage: Eukaryota; Metazoa; Rotifera; Eurotatoria; Philodinida; Philodinidae.
AUGAUAUCAGUUGCACGAACCAUGUGCGGCAGUAAUCCCGGGCAAUGUCUUCGAUUGGAUGAUGUCUGUGUUUACAAUGCCACAGUUUGUCAUGGAUUUUCGCAAUAUAGUCUCUCAUAUACAAGUCCAGUACAGUUGUGCAAUGGAGUCUGCUAUGAUACAACAGUUCAAACAUGUGCGCAUAGUGUUAUUCGAUGUAAAUAUGACCCAAACUACUCGGAUUGUUCAUACCCGAAUUCCGGUUCAACGGGGUCGGGAUUUCCAACAAUUGUUGUACUAAUUCCAUCGCUAGUUGUCAUUACCUGUAUAUGUCCAAUACUAGUCCCCGCUUGUCUGGGCCUACGUGCCCGUAAGACUCGAGCUGCGACAAUGGAAGGACCGCCACCGCCAGCUCCAGAGUCAAUGGCAACUGUGACAGUCAUAGAAAUGGACCCGUUUCAGAAUCUACCCCCACCGCGGUUCUCUCAACUAUCAAUAAGGGAAGAAUUGGUGCCGCCGACAUACGAUGAUGCUAUCGCAGCUGAGAAAAGAAAGAAGGAAGAAGAGAAUAAUACAAGAAACAAUAACAACGAUGCUAAUGACCUUGUAGCGCCACAGACAGCAGUGACUCUAAGACUCUGA